This is a messenger RNA of Lymnaea stagnalis (great pond snail), 6613 nucleotides long. Lineage: Eukaryota; Metazoa; Mollusca; Gastropoda; Lymnaeidae. The record is from the annotation of a GenBank genome assembly.
GGCACUGACCUGGUACCCAUCAUCUUGGUUGGCAUACAGUCACUAACCACUACAGACUUGAUUUUCAGGUUUAGAUGGAGUGAGCUCUACAUGGUCCCAAACGGUUGGAUUGAGUGCCAAAGCUAAGCUGAACAGUGGAAAUAGUGUUAUACUGUAUUUCAUAAAUAGCAGUUCAUCUGUGAGCAAUCCUAUAUCAAGCAAAUAAUAAUUGUGCCAUAAAGUAUAUCUAAAAACAGUGAUAAGCGAUGACCCAGUGAAUCAAGAGCCGGGACAUGAAAUGAUAACUUCCCUGCAAAACCGACAGUAAAAUUAGAAUGGAAUGGACUGCAAACAGCAAGACUCGCAUGCUUUAUUGGCUAGGACUGCUUCUGCUGAACACCCCAAACUUUACACACCAGGAACUGGCAAAUCUAAACACCGGGGAAGGCCCUGGUCUCGGAACAGGCUCGCUGCAUUUUUCAGGAAAUUCCGAGCCCGUGGUCAAUGGUGCCGUCAUGACAGAAUCAGUUUAUGAUGCAAAGGAAGGUGAGGGCAAUUUCAGCCUAGAAAAGCUUGGCCACAGCUUAUCUCGACUAGAGGGCAGCCUCGGCAGUCUAGUACAGAGUUUUUUGACUGUGCAGAGAUCGGUGGUCAAUUUGGAACAGUUACAGGAGCUUCUAGUGUUGCUGUUAGAGGACAUUCUCAAACAGGUCAGUAACAGACUCAUAUUUACAAUAGUAAAAUAGCUUUAUAAUACUUUUACAGCCUAAAUUUAUUUGCAUGAAAAUAAUAGCAGGGUUAUAGUAACCACGGCGGCCUUAUCAAACACAAACCUGUACUAAGUAGAUAAAGGCAUCAAAUCUUGUGUAAGUGCAACACAGGGCUGCAGUUUUCCUAAAGUAAAAUUUAUAACGGCAGGUUAAACUAAAACUCACAAAUUGACUUCAAAUCCUUCUGUUAUUUCAUCAUUACUAUUUUGUUUGUUUGACAUCUUACUUAAUUUUGUGUGUGUCUGGAUUUCUAGUCCAAUUCCAACUGUUCUGCUAUCACCUGACUUGUUAGUCCUAUUCCAACUGUUCUGCUUUCACCUGACUUUCUAGUCCAAUUCCAACUGUUCUGCUGUCACAUGACUUUCUAGUCCAAUUCCAACUGUUCUGCUGUCACCUGACUUUCUAGUCCAAUUCCAACUGUUCUGCUGUCACCUGACUUUCUAGUCCGAUUCCAACUGUUCUGCUGUCACCUGACUUUCUAGUCCAAUUCCAACUGUUCUGCUGUCACCUGACUUUCUAGUCCGAUUCCAACUGUUCUGCUGUCACCUGACUUUCUAGUCCGAUUCCAACUGUUCUGCUAUCACCUGACUUUCUAGUCCAAUUCCAACUGUUCUGCUAUCACCUGACUUUCUAGUCCAAUUCCAACUGUUCUGCUAUCACCUGACUUCCUAGUCCAAUUCCAGCUGUUCUGCUAUCACCUGACUUUCUAGUCCAAUUCCAACUGUUCUGCUAUGACCUGACUUUCUAGUCCAAUGCCAACUUUUCUGCUAUCACCUGACUUUUGUGGUUGAGUUUAUUUUUACUCAUAUCUACCUUGUCCUCAAGAAAAGCCACCUUGUUUUGAUUGACAGGCUAUUUCACCCCCACCUAUAAGCUAUUUGGGGAUGAUCGUAGAAAAAUUUGAUACUUGAUACCUCAUGGUUACUAGAUAGAUUCAUUACUUAAAUUCCUCACACACUUCAGUAAAAAAAGGAUUACUUUCCAGGUCUGGUUACCUGGUUGACCCAGUAGCUGUGAAAAAUAGAUCUUCCUUUUUAAUAAGAGUUUUGCAAGUUCUCCCAUAAGCAUUAGCCUAUUCUAAUUUUGAUUCAAAAUGACUGACAAAAGUGUAUUCUGAGCUCGAAAGUUCUUCUUUCAUCUUUAGUUCUAACUUACAAAAUGCAUGAUGAAAUUCUUUACAUUCUCUGUUGAAACAAUAAGCACAUUUUUUUAUAUGAGCUGGCACUAUUUUUGUCUUCGCUAAUGUCCUAUGAACAUAUGAAAUUCCAGACGGCCAACAUGUCUAAGGGAAAAGUGCACAAACAAGGGAGUGAAGUCACUUAUCAAGACAAACUUGCCAACAGCAAAUCUUCUAAUGAGUCGCAAGAUGAAGAUGAUGACAUGCGCAGUGAAGACAGGGACAGAACUGAUAAAGAGACUGAUCUACUGCCCGCAUCUAGAGUUAUGACCCCCGUCGGAGGUAUCUUUGAUCCCAUCAAUAACAUAAUUGACGGGAAACAAUCAGUUGCGACAACAUCAUGGACUGACGGCGACACCAGCGGCGGGGCAAGCAGCGGAGGAAGCAACAGCGAUGAGAACUUCUCAUCUGUCGGGGCAUUGCAUAAAUCGAGACAGGAUGAAGUCUUGAGGCGGUCGUCACAGUGGGCGGAGCCAAUGACUGCGGACGGCACCGACAUCAGCACAAGACUUCAAAACGUCAUCAGCCGAAUAAACUCUAAGUUAGCUUUUGCCCUCAAGCACCAGCCUGACCACGACAUUAAGUCUGUCCAAGCAGAGUCCCCACUUGAUUCAGCCCUGGGUCAGUUGGAACCACUUGAGAUUAAGUCCUUUGAGGAUGACCUUCUCCAGGGGGAUGGUAAGCGUGGACCUGUAACAUUCCAUGUAAAACUGAAACAAAUUCUGCCUAUGGUCGGUCAUAGCGGUCAGCUGGUGGUCAGUCAUGGUGGUCCACUGACAGGACCUGAAAAAGCAUCAUCACCAUUUUUAGAGGACUUUGAAGACACUUCUGGAAAAGAGAGCUCUGGUGAACGGCCCACAGGCAUGGUGAGUUGAAAUAAUGUAUUGAAUACUAAAAACGUGUUGUUUUUUCAUUGAAAGAGAAAAUCUGCUGACCAGUGUGCUGUUAAAUAUUGGAAUCUAGUUAGAUUAACAUUUUGCAAAACAGACAUUAAUAUAGCAUUUGAGUUUCUUCCUUUUAGAUUGUGAAGUGGGUAAAAAAUAACAAUACAUUUUGUUACUAAUACAUUUUGAUGGUGUAAAUUUUAUUUUACCAGAUCAACAACUUGCUGCUGUCUGAGGCUGAAGAAGAAAAUGUUACUGGGACACAUGAAAUUCCAUCAGGUGAAAAACAGAGUCAACAUUCUGGUGUAAGGAAAAGAAGACAAACUGAGGAGCAGAUUGCAGUUCCAACAGAAAGAGACAGCAGAGAUAAGAAUGAAUCAGUAUCUCAAGUAAACAAUGACAUCAUUCUUUCACAAUCUCAAGCGGAUAGCAGAAUGCAUGAUGCCCCAUCAGCAUAUCAGGUGAAUGCAACCACUGACAACACUCCAUCAUCAUUUCAGCUGAACCAAACCAGAGACAAGAUUCUAUCAGUAGCCAGAGUCAACGAAGCAACAGGCAAGAACCUGUCAAUAUAUAAUGACAUCGAAACCAAUGACAAUGACCUAUCAACAUCUCAGGUCAACCAAACCAAUGACAACACCCUUUCACUACCACAAGGCAACAACACCCCAUUUCCAAGAGUGAAAGCAGAAAAUGCAUCAGAGAGUGGCCCAAACACUGUGUUUGACUCUGUAAUGAAAAAUAAAACAUUUUCACCAGAAAUCAUCACCUACCUGCUCAAGAAGAAAACCUUGUUUUCAUCCACCAAAGCCCAACACUUGGAUACAGGCUCAGUCAGGACAUAUCUUACAAGCAUUCUACAAAAACACAUGGAUAUCAGACCUCAGGACCAUGCAACAGUACAGACGUAUCCAAGUACCACACCGGUGAACCACAAAAUCAGGUCAAAUCCUGGUGACAUGGUCCAGGAUGAUUCAUUCUCACCUCAGAUGAAAAACCAGCAGAGAUUAUCCAAUGAGAAUUCUUCAAACAUAGGAGGUCCUUCUUCCCCAGAGACAAAAUUAAACAAAAAACUACGCCCAGAAAAAAUAUUGUCUCAAACAAUUCAACCAAGUCAGCUGCAUUCUUUAACAGAUCCCACAAGAAGGGCUGGAGUCCUGGACACCAAAGUAAUAAUUAUGCCUCCAUCUAGGAAGAUCAGCCAAGCAGCAUUCAAUGACAAUGUGCAGCAGGGCAGCGAAGGUGUGCAAGAGCCAAGCAAAGACAGAAAUCUUGUGAUAGAAUCUAAGCAUGAUGUGAAAAACACUUUAAGAGCUUGGGUCACAACUACCGCAGGGGGCCUGGGUAAACCAGAUGACAGUGUAAAGCUGUCCACUGAAGAGACACGAAAACCAUCUCAGGUGAACAUUUUGACCGGGGAAUCGUCAGACUUUCGUCAACAGGUUUGGGGUUUGGAGAAUAGCAAAAGAGGGAGAGUCAUGUCCCCUGAAACGAGUGAGACAAUGGGAAAAAACAAUCUUUCCUAUAAUGAUGACUAUCUGGAAGAAGUUGAUGAAAAUGAACGAAACAAACAUUUUCUACUUAACAGUUUUCAAGCAGAGGUGCUCGGCAGUGAAUCUCACACAUCUGAUGUCCUAGACGAUGAAGACAGUAUUGCUAACAGAGAAGAUACAAACACUCUUUUUAGUGAGCAGAACAGCCGAGAGAUCAUUGAGUCCAGGACAGUUCCAGAUGAAAGCAAUACAGUUCUCAAUAAACCUUUUCAAAAUGUUCACAUGCAAGUUGAAAAUCAUUUUGCUUCCCUACUAGAUAAACAAGUGGCCAUUGGCAAACAUGAUACACACAACACAGUUCUUUCAGACCUGCCUGUGAGAGCAACUAGUUUCUCAAUCUUGAGGGAUCUUAUGAAGGCCAGGCCCAAAAGACAGAAACGUUAUACGGGUGAUGAUGCAAAACAAAACACAGGGACUGCGACACAGACAAGUUUCCCAAUGUCUGGAUUCAAUUUUCAGUCUAGGACUCCAUCAGUCGAAUACAGAAGACAUCAAGAUAGUAGCUCUGGCUCAACCCAGCACUACCAGUCCCCAUCGUCCGGUCAGACCCACCACUACCUACCCCCUGCAUCAAGUCAGACUCACCACUACCCACCCCACUCAUUUGGUCAGACUUACCAUCGCCCCUUUUUAAACCAUCAUGGCGGAGGGUUCCACCGUCCAUACCAUACUUCGCUAAACUACGCUCAUUACUUGAACAACCUUGGCAUCAACUUACCCAGCCUUCUACAGCAGAGAAACCAAGACCAUGAGGAGACCACCAUGCAGGACACCUCUAUGGACAUGGAGGACAUGUUGACCAACCUGUUUCAGCGGUACUGGCAGCGAAUCUACAAUCAUUACAUUCAGUCUACAACAACAGAAGGCCCAGACUUGGAUUGGGAUGAUGCCACCUUGCAGUCCACCAAAGCACAGCAGACAACUGCUCCAUCAGAGAACAUCACCGUGUCAGUCAUGAAUACAACUAACUCUGCUGAUGGCAGCCCAUCACUUAUUGAGCAUAUUACAGAAAAUAGUACAGCAACGGUAACAUAGAGCAAUUGCGCACUAAUUUAAGUUUCAGACUCAUUUUUUGUUAUUGGUGUCUUGGUGUCAGUGGUAACUUGGUGUCAGUGGUGUCUUGGUGUCAGUGGUGUCUUGGUGUCAGUGGUGUUUUGGUGUCAGUAGUGUCUUGGUGUCAGUGGUGGGUCUCCCCAUAAAAAAAAUGUGUGCACUUUCUUAAUUUGACCACUUUUGACAACAAAAUUACGAAUAAAUGAAACUAGUGAACCAGCUUUUUAAAAAACUGAAGCUUAAAUAAUAAAGUUGUAAUAGAAAGCACGACCGCUUUGUAAGGCAUUUGUCCCUAUCAAUUUCAACAUGAUUAGAGACUGUAAAAAGAGUGUUAGAUACAACUUCAAUGAAAACCUCAAAUGCAAAGCAAUACGCCAAGUAGUUUACAGAAAGUAAAAAAGGCUGUAUAAAUAAUGUUCUCAUAUAUGUAUGUACCAUUUCUUGCUUUAGAGUCACACUAAGAAUUUUUGUAAAUCUUCAAGUAUUUUUUUGUGUGCUGUAUUCUCCAUUUUUCACAAUGAACACAUUAUUGGGGACAUUCAUUAUAGAAUCAACUUAAUAUGUAUGCCUCAUUUCUGGGGUUAUUAAUUGUUUCAAGCACAUAUCAUUCCCUUCUAUUUAUAUUUUGGCCAAUAACAUGCUUUUAUGCAUGGACUUAAAAUUGUUUGCAACGUAUGACAGUGUUAUUUGCAACGUAUGACAGUGAAAUAAUAUUCUAACUGCAGUCCACACUGUAACUGCAGAGAGAUGGUUAGACAAUUAAAAUAAAUAAAUACAGAAUUCCCCAUCGUAGUUCACUUGAAGAGAAUGUACAAUUAUGAAUAUAUGCAUCUUCAAUACAUAUAUAUAUUAUCAUGAAGUUAUUUCCUUUUAUAAAUAGCAGUUUAUUUUAAAACAUUUUUAUGUUUAAAAACUUAAUAAAAUUAUACUUCAAAAAGUAAUAACUUUGCUUUUGACCAUGUAAAUGUUUUUUUAAUGCGAGUUUAUUAAAACCAGGUUAGUUCCAAGGGGAAUGUUUAAAUUCUAUUUCUUUCAAGAUAAUUGUUCAAUAUUUCCCGCUUUAUAAGAGUCUGCCAAAACAAACAUAAAAGAAGAAAUAAAAUUGUCAGGAUGCAAUUAAACAUAGAUAUAUGUUUAAAAAAAAAAUCCUUUCUUGUGAAAUAUUUCUAACAUCAGAAAUAAAAAUUGUAUUAUGGU